Molecule: messenger RNA, 2880 nt
Organism: Acanthochromis polyacanthus (spiny chromis)
Lineage: Eukaryota; Metazoa; Chordata; Actinopteri; Pomacentridae
Exons: 3
Coding region: 440-1810 (456 amino acids)
Biological process (GO): nervous system development; negative regulation of transcription by RNA polymerase II
Cellular component (GO): nucleus
Molecular function (GO): protein binding; RNA binding
Source: RefSeq, a predicted model, not a curated record
GACUGAAAGAGAAGGAGAGGGGAAAAAAGAGGUAGAGACAUGAAAUCUGACUGAGAAAGGUUAACAGGACCGACCGACUGACUGAGCAGAGUGGGAGUGUAAAAUGUAAAAGCGAGUAGGAGGGAAAAGAGAGAGAGAGAGAGAGAGAGAGAGAGAGAGGAGAAGAGAAAAGAAGAGAGAAAAAGGAGGAGUGUGUGUCUGAUAGGCAGUCUGUUGAGCUUGUCUGGAAGCCUCCUUUCACUGCGCUCUGUUUUGCUUUUUCACCUGCAGACUGCAAGGACGACACGAGCCAGACAGGUGUGUGAGGAGCGUCUGCCUUCAUGCUGUCAACAUGAAUGGACCUGCUGCAUGAAGAUGGAUGCACACGGAGACACAGACGGGUGAAUGGAGGAACAUGAGGCCAUGAAGUGUCAGUGUGAAUGACAAGCACAGUGAGCCAAUGAGCUUCACAACGAACCCGGCUCCAGUCCCAGACAGGGACAGCCUCCCGCUUAAAAAGAGGGACCAACGGCCAAGUUCACCUCUGCAGCAGCAGCAGCAACAUCAGCAGUGUGAUGCUGCAAAUUUCAAGGCGCCAUACCCUUACAAGAGCCAGGGCGAGUUUAAAACGAAACACAUGGGCCCAUUUCAACCUGUGCCGAGGCGGGUCCCUGCUCUGUACCAGCCCUGGAUGCAGACGCACACAUCUGCCAGGUCCAAGCCUCACGUCCUGUCUGCGUUCAGGGAGCAUCACGGCUGGGCAGAGUGGGGAGAGUUCAACUCUCUGCACCCUGGAUGGGACCACCACUUCCAGCACCAAAGCCACCCGUCUGCAGACCACCCAGGCCACUCGCACUCCGCCUCCAGAUUCAGUGCCGUCUCCCUGGUCAGUGAGGGUUUCCACAGAGGGAGUGGAGGGUACGGAUGGGAGAAGCUCAAGACGUUAAGGGACAACAACUUGAACCCAGAGAGGCUGAGCUACGGCAGGCAUAAAGGGCCAUAUGUAAGGCGAGGAGACAGAAAAACUGAAUAUUUCCCCAGGGUUGAAAAAGCAAGUCCUCCAUCUUUGAGCACGUGUCUACCUCACUCCCAACACGACGACUUGUCAACAAAAGCUACCAAACACUCUUUUUCUGGAGUUUCCCCUGACAGCUCAAACAGCACAUGCAUCCCCAUGAAGGAGGACACAUCCAGAUUUUCUGCUGCUGCCUCCGCUGCUUCGUCCUCCUCCACCUCCUCUAACCGUUUCCCCUGGCUGCUCCCUCACUUUGUGGCCGGUUCUCUGAUAGAGCUGAGAGACGGACGGCUGAGGAGGGUGGAGCACCUGCAGACCGAAGACUUCCUGCUCGGCUCGCUGGCCUGUCCGGACCUUCGCUUGAGCUGCUGCACGGUGCAGAGCAUCUCCCCUUCAGCCUCCUCCUCCUCCAUCUCCCGCCUCCUCAUCCUGCUGCAUGACCAGCAGUCUCAGGAGCUGGUGGAUGUGUAUGUGGAGUACCCAUUCUUUGUGCGUGGGCGAGGCUGGUCUUCUUGUAGCCCUCAGAGGACCGCUCGUCUCUGCGGCCUGCAGUGCCGCCAGCUCAGCGUGGGGGACGUCUGCCUGGCUCUCACCCCCGUCUCACCUCCACAGCCGCCGUCAGCCGCCCUGGAGCCAAGGACCUCACCCAACAAGUCAAAGGGAGGCUGCGAGCCCCUGAAGGCACCACAAACUGCCUCACACCCCCCAGUUACCCCAAAGCAGCAAACAGGAGAGCAGAAGAUGGGGGCAGAGGCAGUUCGCAGGAGACACUAUUCUGCCCCUGAGCUGAGAGGUCCGGGGACUAAUUGCAUGUAAUGAAGAUGUUUUAUGGGUAGGAACUCUUUAAAGCUCUGAUAUAAUCAGCCUGUAUUUGCUGUCUCUCUACCUCCUGAAUCAUAUGUCUGUGCUUGACUGUCAUUCUGAUGUGUAUCUAAGGAGUAACAGCUAAUGAGGAGUGAUAAAGUAAUAUUGACUCUCAGGAUCCCCUGGAGAUAAGCUGAUAUUAGCACACACUGUAUUCGUCAGGGUUAUCAGGGAUCACACAGACAAUGAGCUAUCACAGUUCAGAGUUGUGCUUUCUGUGAGCCUGAUCAAAGUCUGUAACGACGCCUAUUUCUGAUCUUACUCUUGAUAGAGAACUCAGGCUGGGUGAAACAUUUAUGAGAAAGUGGAGAACCAAAGUGUAAAUCUAUGUUGCCACAGGGAGCUGCUUCAGUACUUUUGCAUUUGAAGGAAAUCCAUAGGUUCAAAGAAUAUUGUUGGAGUUUUAGAGUGUUGGUAUUCUUUCUAGCGGUUCUGACUAAAUCAGCCCACGUUCCUCGAAAAGCACAUAAAAAUACUCCCUCAGGUUUUUCACUGCUGAUGAUAUCGUUUACAGUUACUCUCUCUUCUGCCUGAUAUUAUGUAAGACUUCUUCAUGAUCACAAAAGGAAAUUAGAAAUCAGAUAAUAUUUUACUCCAUUUAAGAGCGAAUUUCACAAUGACAAUCAAUAUAAUUCUUAAUUACACGAGUAGGAUUUAGUCUCACGCCUCUACCUCUAUUUUCUAUUUACAGAUCUGUGUUUUUAACAGUGUGGGCAGUGAUGUAAAGUGCUGUAUUGGGAGCACCCAGCUUCUCAGUGAACGUCAGUGUGAAUGUCUUUAUAUGCCUGGUUGUUUUAUCUAUGUAUAUAUAUAUAUAUAUAAAUGCUCUGCUUUUUGUACUGAUGCUCCUUUUUAAACGUCCAUCCUGAGUGGAGAUGCUCAAGCUAUUCUAAGUAUUUGAAAGGUGCAGUUUGUGUCAGGUCACAUUCAUUUGAAUGGGAUGAAAUUAAAAUGUGGAUUUUAUGGACAUGGUGCUGUACGCGAAAAAAGUUAAAAGAAAUAAAUGUGUAAAAUUUGCUUCA